AUUGUGGUUAUUUUUAAAAUAUUGUUGUUUUUGUCAUUUAAAUGCUGAAAAAGCCUUUUUUCUCUCCAGGAGUUUUGUAGUGCGCACUCUGGAUGAGCCGGGCGCGCGCACACGCGCCGUCCAGCGGUUGGAAAGAGCGCAGCGAGCCAGUAUAAAAGCUUGCAGUCCGAGCGUGCGCACGGAUUCACGGGAUGAUGAAGGAGCAGCCGCAUCAUCACAGACUCCAGAGUAUGCUGACGGGCGUUCAUCAGCUGUUUUAUUUAUAAGCUGCUGGAACAACAGAAACAUGCGCGCAAAGGCGCGGCGCGCAGAUCCAGCAAACGCGCAGGAAGAUGGGGAUUUUUGAAUCCACUCCCGAACACUCUCCUGCUGGAAGUUAAGACUGCCUGCCUGUGGAGAAACAACAGGAAACUUGUUUUUUUUUCUAAUAAAGUAAUUUGGUUUUCACCUGCGCUGCCAUGCAGGGGAACAGCUCAUCCGGACCCACGACCGCGCUCAGUGCGUGUGGAGGAGAGGAAGAUGAAAUAUCCGAGCUGGUCAGCCCAACAGGGGCAGCGUCCAACCUGCCCGCUUUCAAUAUUUCGCUGAACUGUUGGCUCCACAUCCUCUCCAGAGAGUCCUCGCUGGAUCUGCACGGAGAUGGUGCCAACCUGCCAGUCAGAAUCCUCAUUGCUCUGGUCUAUCUGGUGGUGUGUGUCCUUGGGUUGGUGGGUAACCUCCUCGCCCUCUUCCUGCUCCACUCCCGCCGCCGGGGCCACCACUACUCCUCCAUCGACUGCUUUGUAAUGAGCCUGACCAUCACAGAUCUCCAAUUUGUUCUCACGUUGCCGUUCUGGGCCGUGGACACAGUUCUGGACUUCCGUUGGCCUUUCGGCCGGGUCAUGUGCAAGAUCGUGAGCUCGGUCACCACCAUGAACAUGUACGCCAGUGUGUUCUUCCUCACUGCAAUGAGCGUGACUCGGUACCGCUCCCUGGUUACCUCCUUGAAGAUGGACAGCCCCAGAACGGCCACGAGUCAGGCCAAGUGGGCCAGUUCAGCCAUCUGGGUGGUGUCGCUCGUGGCUACGCUGCCUCAUGCUUUCUACUCCACAACAGUUCAGGUGUCUGCCGACGACGAAUUGUGCUUAGUUCGGUUCUCCGACUCAGACUCAGGUCACUGGGAUCCCCAAGUCCUGCUUGGACUCUAUCAAACGCAGAAGGUCCUUUUGGGAUUUGUAGUUCCCUUCAUCAUCAUCUCUGUGUGCUACCUCCUCCUGCUGAGGUUCAUCCUAAGCCGACGAGUUGUUGGCAGCGUGGUAAGUAAGGGGACAGAGAGGUCGGAGUAUGAGAAAGGACGCCAACGCCGCCGCUCCAAAGUCACCCGCUCCGUCACCAUCGUAGUUCUGUCCUUUUUCAUUUGCUGGCUGCCAAACCAGGCUCUCACCCUGUGGGGGGUUCUCAUCAAGUUUGACUUGGUGCCCUUCAGCAAGGCCUUCUACAACGCUCAGGCGUACGCCUUCCCCCUGACUGUGUGUCUCGCCCAUGCCAACAGCUGUCUCAACCCAGUGCUCUACUGCCUGAUCCGAAGAGAGUACAGAGCCGGGCUGAAGGACACUCUGCUGAGAGCCUCUCAUUCCAUCCGGAACGUUCUCUCUCUGGCUCUGAGGGGAAGACGAGUGGAGGAGGCUCCACCGAGCAUGGUCAUGAUACACAAGGACGUCAUGUGACUCGCUACAUCACACAAAAGUUUAUCAUUUUUGAAAAAAGAAUUAUCUUUCUAUCUUUGUGUAUAGUACAAAUACAUAUAAUGGACUAAUAUAUAGUAUAAAAAAGGCUGCAACUUUACUCACUUUACUGAAAUACAAGACAGUUACUAAAGAGUUAUGGACCAGCCCUAUAUAUACAGCGAUGUUUGCAAAAGUAUGUCUAAAACGACAUGCAGUUAGUGUGUUAAAUGAGAAAACUGAACCAAACAAUCUACUUCCUGUUAUGUCACAUUUUUACGCUUUAAGUUAACUUCCUGUUGCAGCUUUACAUGAAAAACUCUGUGUUUGCACUUUCUGACCAAAUAACAAAAUAAAAGCGUGUCCUUCAAAAUAAAGACAGCAAAUGCCACCAAUUUAAAUCUUACAUUUGAACAUUUCCUCCUUUAUUCCUCAAUUAUGUAAACUAUUCAAUUGAAAAAAAAUCAAAGCAAAACUUUGAUUUUUAAAUUUAGCACCACUCAUGUGAUACAGAUCUGCAACUUUUCUUUGAUUUUUGCUCCACUUUAUGUCUAAAUUCGCAUCCUUAUAUUCUGAAAAUCUCUAAUGUUGCCAUGAUGAGUCACUGACUAUUUUAUAGAAAAGGCUCUGCAAAGGCAAUUUUGGCAGCCUCCUAAAAAUAUUUUUGACAUUGAUUUUAGCUCUCCUUGGAAAUGUCACAAAUACUUUAAAUAUAUAACCUGUCCUGUUAUUGAACAAACUCCAAAGUAUAUGUUUUAUCAAAUACUGGUGCAGUACAGGCUUGACAGAAAAUAACAGUGUUUUCUUGAUUGGCUGCUUUUUCUGCUGAUUUAACUUAACUUAAAUGUCCUUUGUGAGAAAAAAAAAUUGAUGUUUUUUCUUUUAAAACUUUUCUGAAAGUGCCUUAUGAUUUUCAGUCAGCAGUUUGAUUGUUCUACCAUCUUUGGGGAGGCUGUUUUAACAGACACUGGACAAUUCAAAGUAAAGUUAUAGCCCUCAUCUUAUUAGUUUUGAAGAGUUUCAUUGUCUUAAAGUGCAAUAAAAAUAAAAGGUUUCCUUUUUUUUGCAAGAAACUUUAAUCCAUUUGACCACAAACACAAAGAACAACAAAAAGGAAUUCUUUUGGAUCUGUGGCGCAGGUGGUGAAGCUCUUGCAUCUUAAUCACACUAUCCCAACAACUUGACCCACAGUCCUCCAAAUGGUACCUCAGUUCAGGCGCAGAGUUGCCACCUCAGAUUGCCAAAAGGACAACACAAUUUUCCGUGUCAGUGUGCUUGUUAGCCUGUAAAAGAUUAUUGUCAAGGUUGUUAACUUGGCAAUUUUUGUUGCCUCUUUUAUCAAAACAUUGGAUAGAAAAUCAAUCUAACAAACAAUUUCACAGCUGUAUAAAUAUUGUUAUCUAUUUUUCUGAGCUAAAAACAGACAAAAAAGAAAAAAGGUCACAAUAUUAAACCAGGAAAUUCAGUGAUUGAAAAGACUCGUUUGGGGAAAAUCCUUAAAGAUCCAAUGAAAAUUGUGUUUUUACAUGUUCUUUUUCUGAUGAUUGAGAACACUUGUAAAGAAAAUUAAGCUUAAAAUUGGAUUUUUGAUGUGAAUCAGGAGCAAACACAAAAAUGUUGUUGGAAAAACCUUGUGAUGUAUUAGUUAAGACGGCAUGCCACGUUCUCCCUGUUGAGCUCCAUUCUAGAUGACUGGAUUCAUGUACAUCUUUAUUUUCCUCGUCCGAGCUGACAUCUGGCUCCAAACUGUAUGGCUCUAAUAUUGCUCGCCAUUUUAGUUGCGCCAGUAAUGUUAAUUUCCGUUUUUGUGGGGCUGUAAGCUAACAUGUAAACAAAUGGAUGAUGGGAAGUGAGGCUUACUCCAGCCUAAAACUCGAGGUGAAUUUUAAUGAACUCUUGUCAUUAUGCAAAAACAAAGCCGUAGAAAAAGACACAUUUAAAAAAAAUGCGGCUAAAACGGUACAAUCAUGAAUAAAAGACCGCUGAUCAAAAGAUGAUCGAAGUGGGGCUUCAAUACUUACAUUUGAUAUUGAUAGAUAUGAUGAUACAGUGACUGAAUUUGAGGCCAAGUUAAGCUUCAAUGUCAUCCUGCAAACGCAAAUUGUGUGUAAUCGAACUCUAAUUGGAAUAUUUCUGUUAGAAUUUCAAGUCUUUUGGUUCAGUGCUUUAAGCUCUUGCAAUGUUUUUGCUUAUUUGCAUUUCAUGUUGCCAGGAAAUGUGAGAUUUUUGUGUGAUGGCUUCAUUAUAGAUGAAAAAAGUUGCCAAAACUGUGCAGAAGUUUUACUAGCACCUUCUAGAAAAUGACCAAAUUCUGUCCAAUCACUACACUGUGUCACAGGGCAGCUAACUGUAUUUAUUUAUUUGCACACAAUGGAGAAAAACUAGUGUUUGAUUAGUUUGGCCUGUACAGCAGUUGUUGUGUUUCUCUUUAAUUUUAAGACAGACUUUACCUUCAAAUGCAGCAAAGCAGAAACUUUUUCCCACUUUCUAUACCAGCGUGAAACCGUCAGUCAUCUUCGUUGUGUCUGUUUUGCUGUAUCAUUGUGAACAGUCUUGUGCCAACAUGUAUGUCCUGCGACAUUAAAUAAAAUGAGAGGACAAAAGACUUCA
Molecule: messenger RNA, 4313 nt
Organism: Oryzias melastigma (Indian medaka)
Lineage: Eukaryota; Metazoa; Chordata; Actinopteri; Beloniformes; Adrianichthyidae
Product: relaxin-3 receptor 1
Exons: 3
Coding region: 459-1706 (415 amino acids)
Biological process (GO): G protein-coupled receptor signaling pathway; immune response
Cellular component (GO): membrane
Molecular function (GO): G protein-coupled receptor activity
Source: RefSeq, a predicted model, not a curated record